This is a messenger RNA of Lutra lutra (Eurasian river otter), 3123 nucleotides long. It is a transcript of the gene KLHL1, whose product is annotated as kelch like family member 1. The transcript has 11 exons. Gene Ontology annotation, molecular function: protein binding. NCBI's taxonomy places the organism in Eukaryota, Metazoa, Chordata, Mammalia, Carnivora, Mustelidae. The coding region runs from base 733 to 2982 and encodes 749 amino acids. The record is from RefSeq and is a predicted model, not a curated record.
CGGGCGGGCUUUUCCUUCUGCCUCCCUAUAUUUUCUGGAAUAUCCGUUCUUCUCUUUUACAAACUGACUAUAUAAAACCACCCCUUCUCGCCUUGCAGAAGGCAUCUGACUUUCUCAAAGAUACCAGACAAGCUCUCAGAGCAUCCUCGGAGAGGCCAGGGACAGGGGCGCAGGUGCACCGAGAAGACUAAGGGGUGCGCUUCUUCGCGACUUGGGGCUCUUUCUCUCUCUGCGCUCUCCAGGCACUGAACUCUGAGUUGCAAGGACAGGAGAGCCGGCCCUUCCCGACAGAGGUUCUGUCACGGGUGCAUCCCAGGGAGGUGUAUCCAGCUGCCGCCGCCUCCCGGGCUCGGAGCGCGCAGACCUCCUAUCUUCGCGCAUCUCCAUCACCCCGGUCGUCCCUCCCUGCCGUAACCACGGGGCACCCGCGCGCGGAUCGAGGAAUCUCUGCCCUCUGCGUUCGGCUCCUGCCUCUGAUCACGGCCGGUGGGCUCCCUACGCGCUGGUCCUUCCGGACCUGACCGCCGCUGAGCCGCGCGGCUGUGCGCUCCGCGCUCUGGUGGUUGCCUAGCAGGGCGCGCAUCCCGCCUUGCACCCUGUGCUCCGGGGCUGCAGAGGGAGCAGUCCUCCUCCUCCUCCUCCUUCCCGACCCCCGGCUCUGCUGGCCUCCCCCACCAGCUGGCCCGUCUACUACCGCGCCCGGUGAGGUCUCUCUGCCUUCUUGCGUCAAGCAUGUCAGGCUCUGGGCGGAAAGACUUCGAUGUGAAGCACAUCCUGCGACUCCGCUGGAAACUCUUCAGCCACCCGUCGCCGGCCCCCGGCGGCCCGGCGGGGGGCGGCUGCCUGCAACAGGACGGCAGCGGCAGCUUCGAGCACUGGGGACCCAGCCAGAGCCGCCUGCUCAAAAGCCAAGAGAAGGGCAGCGUAAGCACUUUCUGGAAGAAGCCUUCCUCUUCCUCCUCUUCUUCGUCGUCCUCCCCGUCCUCUUCCUCCUCUUCCUUUAACCCACUGAAUGGCACCUUGCUGCCAGUGGCCACAAGGCUGCAGCAAGGGGCGCCCGGGCAGGGCACCCAACAGCCAGCCAGGACUCUCUUCUACGUGGAGUCUCUAGAGGAGGAGGAGGUGCCAGGCAUGGACUUUCCUGGACCACACGAUAAAGGGCUGGUCCUGCAAGAGCUCAAAGUGGAGCCGGCCAGCUCAAGCCAGGCAACAGGUGAAGGAUGUGGACACAGGCUGACAGCUACUAGCCAUUCAUUGACCCCUCAAAGUGAUAUGGACUCCAGUAGCUCUGAAGAAUUCUAUCAGGCUGUUCACCAUGCUGAGCAAACCUUCAGAAAAAUGGAAAGUUACUUGAAACAACAACAACUCUGUGAUGUUAUCCUGAUUGUCGGGAACCGAAAAAUACCUGCACACAGGCUUGUUCUGAGCUCAGUCUCCGACUAUUUUGCUGCCAUGUUUACAAGUGAUGUUUGUGAGGCCAAGCAAGAGGAGAUCAAGAUGGAAGGCAUAGACCCCAAUGCCCUCUGGGACCUUGUGCAGUUUGCAUAUACAGGUUGCUUGGAAUUAAAGGAAGACACCAUUGAAAACCUUCUUGCUGCAGCAUGCCUUCUUCAGCUUCCUCAAGUAGUGGAAGUGUGCUGCCAUUUCCUCAUGAAGCUGUUGCACCCAUCCAACUGUUUGGGGAUCCGAGCCUUUGCAGAUGCUCAAGGGUGCAUUGAGUUAAUGAAAGUAGCCCACAGCUACACAAUGGAAAACAUAAUGGAAGUUAUGAGAAAUCAAGAGUUUUUACUGCUUCCAGCUGAGGAGCUCCAUAAACUCCUGGCCAGCGAUGAUGUAAAUGUUCCUGAUGAAGAAACUAUCUUCCAUGCAUUAAUGAUGUGGGUCAAGUAUGAUAUGCAGAGGCGAUGCAAUGACUUGAGUAUGCUUCUUGCCUUUAUAAGACUGCCACUGCUUCCACCACAGAUACUGGCUGACCUAGAAAACCAUGCAUUAUUUAAGAAUGAUCUGGAAUGUCAGAAGCUGAUUCUGGAAGCAAUGAAGUAUCAUCUAUUGCCAGAAAGAAGAACUUUAAUGCAAAGUCCAAGAACUAAACCUAGAAAAUCUACUGUUGGAACUCUGUAUGCAGUAGGAGGAAUGGAUAACAACAAAGGAGCUACAACCAUAGAGAAAUAUGACCUCAGAACAAAUUUGUGGAUCCAGGCAGGGAUGAUGAGCGGCAGGAGAUUGCAGUUUGGUGUGGCUGUUAUUGAUGACAAACUCUUUGUAAUUGGAGGUCGAGAUGGCUUAAAGACAUUGAACACUGUUGAAUGUUACAAUCCCAAAACCAAGACCUGGACUGUCUUACCACCAAUGUCAACACAUAGACAUGGUCUAGGUGUAACAGUACUUGAAGGUCCUAUUUAUGCUGUGGGAGGCCAUGAUGGCUGGAGUUAUCUGAAUACAGUGGAGAGAUGGGACCCCCAGAGUCAGCAAUGGACAUUUGUAGCCAGUAUGUCCAUUGCCCGAAGCACAGUUGGUGUGGCAGCAUUGAAUGGCAAGUUAUAUUCAGUUGGAGGUCGUGAUGGAAGUUCCUGUUUGAGUUCAAUGGAAUAUUAUGACCCUCAUACAAAUAAGUGGAACAUGUGCGCUCCAAUGUGUAAGCGGAGAGGGGGUGUUGGAGUGGCCACCUGCGAUGGGUUUCUCUAUGCGGUAGGAGGUCAUGAUGCUCCUGCUUCAAAUCAUUGUUCCCGGUUACUAGAUUAUGUAGAAAGAUAUGAUCCCAAAACAGACACAUGGACCAUGGUGGCUCCUUUGAGUAUGCCCAGAGAUGCUGUUGGAGUCUGUCUCCUUGGUGACAGAUUAUAUGCUGUUGGUGGCUAUGAUGGGCAGACAUACCUCAACACCAUGGAAUCCUAUGAUCCACAAACAAAUGAGUGGACACAGAUGGCUUCUUUGAAUAUUGGGAGAGCAGGUGCCUGUGUGGUAGUCAUCAAGCAACCUUGACUUAUUUUUAUUUGGAGAGAUUUUAUUUGCUGGAGUGGUUAUUUUUAUAUCAGAAGGCAAGAAUGAGAACUUCCUGAGGUGAAAAUUCUUCAAGAACAAGGAUUUCUGUAGAUUUACCUACUGAUGUCAAAAGAGGUAGAA